UGGGACAUUCCUGCUUUUAACGAGCACCCCGGCCACUGCCAUGAUUUGCUGAGCAACUCGACACUGACUGCCUUCAAAGAUGCGUGUGUGGACGAGGCAGUAGAGCAGUAGAGCUGGAGGAGGCGCAGUAACGGGACAGAAACAACCGGGAUCGGACUCAAACUUGAGUCCAGACAGAAAGGGAAGUUGGCGCACCUUGUCCCCCUGAAAGCCUGCGCUCAAGACCUAAAACUUUCCACCUCCGAGGGUCUUCAUGUUCCUGCCGUCAUUUCGCACUUUGAGCCCGUUUCUAAUGGAGGGCCCCGCACUGAUCUGGGAUCAGAAUAAUGCUUUUUGCUGCUGCUGAGGGACCCGAAGCGUCGCAGCUUUCGCCCUCCUGGCAGAGAGGUGCAGUGCGGUCAAACAGGUGCAUCCUGGAAGAGACGGGAUAACAGUCUCCUAUGCAGUGUGGUGAUGACCAGUGCAGGUUUUCUGAGCGGGCGAGAGCAAGCGCUCCAGGCAACACGGCCUGCUGGCUGGGGUGAAAGGCCGCCAUGGACAGUGGCCUCAGGGUCUUCCUUUCCACUCUGCUGUGUCUCAGCCAGUCCUUGAUUAUCAGCUGCUCAUCUCAGCAUCCCUCUUUUCUCUCUGAGCCAACCUCUGUGGUCCAGAGUCCAGGUUCUGUGGUCCGUCUGCAGUGUUUAGUAAAUCCCCCAUCAGCAGCUGUUUCGUGGCACUUUCGGGGCCUGCCCCUGGAUCAGGACACCCUGCCCGGCGUGGAACUCGCCCUGGGUUUCCUCACCAUCCCCAGCCUUACACCCAACCAUGCUGGCAUCUAUCAGUGUGUGGCACGCUCAGGACGCGGGCCGGCGGUCGCUAGCCACCUUGCCCGCGUGGCUUUAGCAGAGAUAUCUGAAUAUGAAGCUGGGCAGCGGCGGUCGUUAUCAGCGCAGGAAGGCAGUACGGUUGUUAUUGAAUGUCCUCUGCCACGCAGCACUCCUCCUGCUCGACCGAAACUGAGAGUCAGAGGCAGCUGGAUCGAAGAGUCGAGAGAUAACUAUUUAAUACUUCCAUCUGGGAACCUGCAGAUUAUCUCGGUGUCAGCCCAACAGCAGGGCAUGUAUAAAUGUGGCGCAGUGAACCCUGUUACUGGUGAAGCUGUUGUUCAGUCUCAUGGUGUCAAACUGUUCGUGAAACGACCCUCUUCAACCCCCCCAGUUCAGAUAGUUUAUCCCACCGCUCCGAUGACGCUUUCGAUGCAGCAUUUGCAGCCGCUGACGUUGGAGUGCGUCAUUUCUGGGAGUUCUGUACCAGCAGCCCGGUGGUUUAAGAACGGCAAGGAGGUGACAUUUGGGCCUUCGCACCAGAGACAACACAAUAACCUGGCUUUUGUUCGGCUGUCGAGGAGCGAUGAGGGAAGGUACUGCUGCGGGGUUGAGACCGAGAGAGGAACUGUGUUCAGCCCUAAUUACACUGUAAAUGUUCUUGAGCCCGCCUCUAUUGCUGAGGCCCUGGGCGACCAGCGCAUCCCCAUCGGCUCCUCUGCUCGCUUCACCUGCGCAGGGAGAGGAAACCCCUCCCCAAACGUCACCUGGCUGUUCAACGCCGAGCCAAUCGCUCCGUCGCAUCGCCUCCAAAUCUCUGGAUCCUCGCUGUUGGUUACAGAUGUGACGCCGCAGGAUGAAGGGGCGUACCAGUGUGUGCUGGACAAUGGGAUCGGCUCUGCACAGUCACAUGGUUUUCUCAGCGUACAGUCAGGACCAGAGCUGGGACCCACAGCAGGUGUGCUGCUUGAGGCUUCACCGUCGCUUCACCCAAUUCAAAGCGACGAGGGAGACGACGGCUUCCUGGGCGAAGAUGACGACCCGUUUAACCCACCAGCUGACAGGGGCAGCGGGCGCUCCACUCCAGAGGCACCGAUCAUCACCAGCCCGCCGCAGACCCACAAGCCGGAUGUUUAUGACCUGGAGUGGAGGGCUGGUCGAGAUGGAGGCAGUCCCAUCAGUGCUUAUUUUGUUAAGUACAGAAAGGUUGACGACAUGGGGAUAGUGGUGGGAAACUGGCAGACGGUCCGAGUCCCAGGCAGCGAGAAAACGCUGCGGCUGUCGGAGCUAGAGCCCUCCAGCCUCUACGAGGUCCUGAUGGUGGCUCGAAGCCCAGCGGGUGAGGGUCAGCCAGCCAUGCUGACGUUCCGCACAGGAAAAGAAAAGACCACCUCUUCCAGCAACAAGAAUCCUUCCAAGCCUCCCAUCAUCCCAGUCCCACCUAAGGUUCCAGAGGACCGACCGACAAAGACGAUCUAUGGAGUAGUUCAGCACGACAGGGUUCCAGAAGCUCCCGACCGUCCAACCAUAUCUAUGGCCACUGACAGUUCGGUGUACGUCGCGUGGAUCCCGCGAGCCAAUGGCGGCUCUCCGAUCACAGCGUUCCGUGUGGAGUAUAGGCGCGGCCGCAGCACAGAGUGGCACGUGGCGGCGGAUAAUAUCUCACCUCUGAAGCUGUCUGUGGAAAUCCGCAACCUGGAGGCUGGGUCCACCUACAAGUUUAGAGUUCUGGCCUCCAACAUGUACGGAGACAGUCUCCCCAGCACUCCAUCCAAGCCCUACCAGGUGCCACAGGCCAGCUCACGCAACGCGGACCGGCCGGUGGUCGGACCUCACAUCUCAGCGACGGACGCCAUCAGUGACACCCAAAUCAUGCUGCGCUGGACUUACGACCCUUCCAGCAACAACAACACUCCGAUCCAAGGCUUCUACAUCUACUACAGACCCACAGAUAGCGACAACGACAGCGACUACAAGAAGGAACAGGUGGAAGGUGAGGGAAGCGGUUUGAAAACCUGGCACAUGAUUGGCCACCUGCAGCCAGAGACCUCCUAUGACAUCAAAAUGCAGUGCUUCAACGGUGGAGGGGAGAGCGACUACAGCAACGUUAUGAUCUGUGAGACCAAAGCUCGUCAGUCUCCAGGUGCACCAAGUCAGCACCCCUUCACCCCUCCCGGUCCUCACCCUCCAGAUCCCCCAAUCUCCCCCGGAGGUCUGCUGUAUCGAAUCGUGGGCUGCGUGCUGGGAGUGAUGGUGCUCAUCCUCCUCUCCUUUAUCGCCAUGUGUCUGUGGAGAAAUCGGCAGCAGAACAACAUGCACAAGUAUGACCCCCCCGGUUACCUGUACCAGCCGGCGGACCUGAACGGCCAUGUUCUGGAGUACACCACGCUGACGGCGGGCGGUGGGCACAUGAACGGGGGCGUCCAUGGGGGCUACAGCGGCCAGAUGUUACCUCAGGGCUGCCAUCACCUUCACCACAAGCUCCCCAACGGCAUGGGGCUGCUGAACGGCUCCGGCGGCUUCAUCUCACCCGGCCACCCACACGGCCACGAAGGCUCGCUGCCCCACAGCACCCAUGACUGCGACCACCCGCACCCCCACCACCACCUGAACGGUGGAAGCAUGUAUACAAGUCUGCCUCAGAAAGAGACGUCUGAUUGUAUGAGCUGCCAGAACAUCUGCAACAACAACAGAUGCUACAAUAAGACCAACGGCACUCUGACUUUAAUGCACCGCGUGGCACCUUGCCAGCAGGACGGCCUGGAGAUGGUUCCUUUGGGCCAGGUUUCUCCACAGUACCACGGCUCGGACCCAGAGGCCGAUGCAGGCUUCCAAACGCCUGAUGGGAACAGGGAGUCCUCGCCCUCCAAGCAUUCCUGUUGCCUGAUCGGGAGAAAUGAAAACUGUCAAGGGGAUAGCACAGCAGCUGAGGAGGAGCCAGAGGACAGCGUGGAGAUGGAGGACUGCGUGUUGUCUUGGGACGGGCUCGGCCUGCCAGACUUGGACUGCGACGAGAAGCCUGGUUGGAUCACCAGCGGCGGCCUGGUUGGAGAGCUGAUCCAGGCUGGGCCGCAGGAGACCUGAAGAACGGAGGGAAGCUGUGGAGGACAGUCAGAGACACUGCAUGUUACGCUGAAAAAGACUCAGAACUGUUGGACUGAGAUGCCAUGAGAGACAUUACGGGAUGAAAAGACUCGGAAAGAAACAAAAAGACUCGUCAUCCCACUGGAGGGAAAACUCAU
This is a messenger RNA of Cyprinodon tularosa, 4045 nucleotides long. It is a transcript of the gene cdon, whose product is annotated as cell adhesion associated, oncogene regulated. The transcript has 20 exons. Gene Ontology annotation, biological process: nervous system development; axon guidance; cell-cell adhesion. Lineage: Eukaryota; Metazoa; Chordata; Actinopteri; Cyprinodontiformes; Cyprinodontidae. The record is from RefSeq and is a predicted model, not a curated record. The coding region runs from base 534 to 3887 and encodes 1117 amino acids. Gene Ontology annotation, molecular function: protein binding. Gene Ontology annotation, cellular component: plasma membrane; axon.